This is a messenger RNA of Trichosporon asahii var. asahii CBS 2479, 408 nucleotides long. RefSeq names its product carrier. Gene Ontology annotation, cellular component: mitochondrial membrane. Bases 1 to 408 code for a protein of 135 amino acids. The transcript has a single exon. Gene Ontology annotation, biological process: iron import into the mitochondrion. NCBI's taxonomy places the organism in Eukaryota, Fungi, Basidiomycota, Tremellomycetes, Trichosporonales, Trichosporonaceae. The record is from RefSeq and is a predicted model, not a curated record. Gene Ontology annotation, molecular function: ferrous iron transmembrane transporter activity.
AUGUCCGUUCCGUUCACGGCGGUUCAGUUCAGCGCGUACGAGUCGCUCAAAUCGUUCAUGAACCCGUCCGGCGCCUACAGCCCUGUGACGCACGUUGUCGCUGGAGGAAUUGCGGGUGGUCUCGCUGCGGCUGUGACGACGCCGCUCGACGUCGCCAAGACGCUGUUACAGACGCGCGGCUCGUCGACGGAUGAGCGGAUAAGGAAUGCCCGCGGCAUGGGCGAGGCGCUCAAGAUCAUUGUCGAGCGCGACGGCUGGCGGGGCCUGAAGCGCGGCAUGCUCCCCCGUGUCCUGACCGUUGCGCCGUCGACGGCCAUCUCGUGGCUCUCCUACGAGUUUUUCAAGGUCCUCAUCAGGCAGGGCGGCGUCAUGCCUGAGGCCGGACAGCCGACUCCCCCAGUCGCCUAA